This is a messenger RNA of Mytilus trossulus (common blue mussel), 2365 nucleotides long. Its product is annotated as neuronal acetylcholine receptor subunit alpha-10-like. The record is from RefSeq and is a predicted model, not a curated record. Gene Ontology annotation, molecular function: acetylcholine-gated monoatomic cation-selective channel activity; transmembrane signaling receptor activity. The coding region runs from base 220 to 1641 and encodes 473 amino acids. Gene Ontology annotation, biological process: nervous system process; regulation of membrane potential; monoatomic ion transmembrane transport. The transcript has 8 exons. NCBI's taxonomy places the organism in Eukaryota, Metazoa, Mollusca, Bivalvia, Mytilida, Mytilidae. Gene Ontology annotation, cellular component: plasma membrane; synapse; postsynaptic membrane.
AAGAGUUUGUUUAACAGUGCAUAUAAUUGAAUUGGUAUAAAAUUGUAGUAUCUUGACGUCAAAGUGGCGAACUAAUUAUUUAAUUAUUGAAAAAUAACAUUCAGAGUAUUGAAUACGUUCACGGAGGUAUUUGAGUGGUGUUUAGAAAUGAUGCUUUCCUUCGCUUUCCUUCAAUGAUAUUUGAUAGAGGUUCACGUUAAGUACAACAACUAAUACAAUAUGACAGUGGCGCUGAAAUUCGACGUAAUGAGAUUAAUGUUUGUAGCAUUUUUAGGUUACGUUUUAACAGAUGAAAACGAAUAUCGUUUGGUUCGAGAUUUGAUGACUAGUUACGAUAAGCGAAUACGUCCGUCAGAAAAUCACUCAUGGCCAUUAAAUGUAACAUUCGAUGUUGCACUGGCGCAAAUUAUAGAUGUGGAUGAAAAGAAUCAGAUCAUUACAACGAAUUGUUGGCUUAACCAGGGAUGGAAAGAUUACAUGUUACGAUGGGAUCCUAGAAAGUACGGUAAUACCAGUGUUAUACGGCUACCAUACACUGAAGUUUGGAGACCAGAUAUUCUUUUAUAUAAUAAUGCAGACGUUACAUCGUCAGUAUCCACCGUCAGCACAAAUGUUAUUGUGACGUUUGAUGGAAAUAUCACGUGGUUAUCAAUGUGGAUAUUUAAAAGUUCUUGUUCAAUUGACGUUAAAUAUUUUCCAUUUGAUGUUCAGAAUUGUUCGAUGGAUUUUGCUUCUUGGGCAUUUGAUGCGUUUCAAAUUAAUAUUCAAAAUGAUGCAGAAAAGGGAGAUUUAACCAACUAUGUCAGCAGUUCAGAAUGGGAACUAAUUGUUUUCGACUUUCAGCGGCAAGUUAUCACAUUUUCCUGCUGCCCCGAACCCUAUGUGUUUAUAAAUUAUUUCUUUGUGAUUAAGAGACGACCAUUGUUUUAUAUGUUUAACCUUGUCAUGCCUUGUAUAUUGAUUACACUUGUUGCCUUGUUAGGAUUUUAUAUGCCAAGCGAAUCUGGCGAGAAAGUUUCUAUGGGAAUAACUACGUUGUUGUCAAUGACUGUAUUUCUGAUGAUUGUUGCUGACAGUUUGCCACCGUCAUCAUCUGAUGUGCCUUUAAUAGGUCUAUACUAUGGAAUUAAUAUUGCAAUAGUUUCAUUUGCAACUGCAAUGACAGUGUUUACAUUAAAUAUCCACCAUAAAGGUGCAAGAGGAUACGAAGUGCCGAAUAUAUUCCGAAAAAUAUUUUUUGGUGUCGUUGCAAAGUUAUUGUGUAUAAAACUAGACUUGCCACCUGAACCUGGAAUGGUUCCUGUGCCACAAAGUGAUUAUUAUAAGUAUGAUGACCAGUCAUCAGAAAAUGGUGGAAUUUCAACACGUUAUACAGGAAAAUUAAGCACCGGUGGUAAUGGAGAAAGUUGUGACAAUCAAUUUCUUAAAGUUUUACAUAAAGUGAACCAAACUAUUGAAAGGAAUGAAGUACGACUGGCGGAACAAGAUAGACGCGACUAUAUCAGACAAGAAUGGCAACAGUUAGCUCUAGUCAUUGACCGAAUGUUAAUGUUCAUAUUUAUUCUAGGUUUGUUCCUAUAUACCAUUGCUUUGUUUGCUCCUGGAAACAGAGACAUAAGUAACUUACCACCUGGUUUGUAGGAAUUGACGAAAAGGAGGUGAAAAGCAAAAGUGUCUGGUCUAAAUUAUGUUAGUGGUUCUCUUAUAGCAUAUCUAAAUGAUUUUGUUGAAAUGAAAGGAGAUUUCGGAUUGUUGGAAUGGACCAAGCAACUAAGCUAUACGUUGUUAUGACUGAUGCACACAACAUCUUAAAUUCAGUGCGACCAACAGCUUGACAUAGUGUAACAUACACCUGUCACUCUUAUUUAUUAUUUUUAUUUUAUAUUUUGAAAUUGAUGACUACUAAAAAACCUUAUAUACAAACGGUAGUCUAUUUUUACCAGGAACAUAUAUAUCGUAUACUGUUCCAAGUUUUGUACUUAAAUUAAAUAUUAAGAAUGUCAUAUUAUAUAAGGAAUAUACAACUCGUCUAAACAUUAACCCAACAAUAUAAUGAUAUAUAAUUUGAUAUAUUAUAUUAGACAAAUAGCCAAAAUAUAGCCAACAAUUUUUUUUUUUAAUGAAUAACUUAAAACAAAGUCUGUUUGUUGCUGUUUAAGUAAUAUAUAGAGGUCUUUUUGAUCAGGAUAAUUUGUCUAACCUGGUGCUAAAUGUUAUGUACAUUGGAUCAAAUAGUAUGUAUAAAUGUAAAUGUCUGUGAUUGUGUACAAUGAUGCACAGAUUCUCAUAUCAUAUAUAUCGUGUUGAGCAUGAACUUUUGUAGAUAUAGAAAUUUUAUCAUUUAAACAUAGUGUGCAAUUCGAAA